GCGUGCGGCUUGACGCAGCGGCUGAUCCGAGCCGUCGCUCCAGCAGCUCAGGCAGGGAGGGGACCGAUCCAGGACAGUAACCGGGCUGUACCGGGGAUAACCUGCAGCCUCCAUCCCUCAAAUGCUCUGAUGGAGUAAACCGGCCGACGAUGCGCUUUUAUUUACCCCCUCCGCAUCGAUCAUAGAAACGGUUCAUCUGGCACCCCAAUAAACCUUGGAGCCAAGGGGUCAGAGGUCUCUCACUAAAAACCCACAUCUGUCCCUCUCAUCCCUGCUCCCCACUUCACACUGAUUCCCAAUCCCUAGUCCUCACACUCUUACCCUUCUUCAAUCCAUUCCACCUACUUUUCCUCCCAAAUUUCCCUCACACCCUGAGAGAAUAGCCCCCCCAGCAACCAAGAGAUACUGGCUGCUGCACUUUUCAUGAGGAGAAAGAAGGUCUUCAGCAGACCAUCCUAGACAUCCCCUGUGACAUCUCCUCUCACUCCCAGGCGUCACGAUGAUGUGCGAGGUGAUGCCCACCAUCUCAGAGGACGGGCGCGGAGGAGGAGGAGGCUCGUCCUCUCCAGCAGGUGGUGCAGGCGGGAUGGGCAGUGGGAUAGGAGGCUACGGAAGUCGAGAUCUCCGCAGUGGAGGCAGCGGCGGUGGAGGAGGAGGGAGUGACGAAGGGGGAAGUACGGGCAACUUGGAGUCGUUGAUGGUGAACAUGCUGACGGAGAGGGAAAGGCUGCUGGAGAGCCUGAGGGAGACGCAGGAUAGUCUGGGGACGGCGCACCUUCGUCUACGAGAGCUUGGUCACGAGAAGGAGUCCCUGCAGAGGCAGCUGUCCAUCGCCCUGCCACAGGAGUUCGCAGUGCUGACCAAGGAGCUGAACAUGUGCCGGGAACAGUUGCUGGAGAGAGAAGAGGAGAUAGCCGAGCUGAAGGCGGAGAGAAACAACACACGGCUGCUCCUUGAACAUCUGGAAUGCCUGGUGUCCCGCCACGAGCGAAGCCUGAGGAUGACCGUGGUGAAAAGGCAGCCUGGAGUCUCCAGUGAGGUGGAAGUCCUGAAAGCCCUCAAGUCCUUGUUUGAGCACCACAAAGCGCUGGAUGAAAAAGUGCGGGAGAGGCUACGAGUGGCGCUGGAGCGUGUGGCGGUCCUAGAGGAAGAGCUGCAGUCUUCUUCCCAAGAGGUGGUGUCUUUAAGGGAACAAAUAAAACGAAGGCAGCAAGGACUAGACAACGGCAAAGAGCGGCUUCCCAACGGACCGUCCUCCAUCCUGGAUGACGCCGACAUGGACCGACAGAGAGAGGGUGAGAUCGAGCGGCAGAGGUCAGAGCUGGGGCAGCUGAAGGAGAGACUGGCUCUCAUGUGCAGACAGGUUGGAGAGAUCGAGGAGCAGCUGACAUCUGCCAGGAGGGAGCUGGCCCGUUCGGAGGAGGCCAACCAGAAACUACAGAGGGACCUGAAGGAAGCCCUUUGUCAAAGGGAAGACAUGGAGGAGAGAAUCACCACAUUAGAGCGCAGGUACCUGAGUGCCCAGAGGGAGGCGACGUCUCUCCAUGAUAUAAAAGACAAACUGGAAAAUGAGCUGGCCAGCAAGGAGUCUCUCCACAGACAGAGCGAGGAGAAAAACCGGCAGCUUCAGGAGUGCCUGGACGACGCCAAACAGAAGCUGCAGCAAACCCUGCAGAGGGCCGAGACGCUGCCUGAGAUCGAAGCCCAGCUCGCUCAGAGAGUGGCAGCGCUCAACAAGGCAGAGGAGCGUCAUGGCAACUUUGAGGAGCGGCUGCGACAGAUGGAGGCACAACUGGAGGAGAAGAACCAGGAGCUACAGAGAGCGAGGCAGAGGGAACGGAUGAAUGAUGAACACAACAAGCGUCUCUCUGACACUGUGGACAAACUGCUGUCUGAGUCCAAUGAGAGGCUGCAGCUGCAUCUGAAGGAGAGGAUGGCCGCUCUGGAGGAGAAGAAUGCCCUAUCUGAGGAAUUAUCCAACAUGAAGAAACUCCAAGACGACCUGUUGGCUAACAAGGACCAGCUGAUAGCGGAGCUGGAGCGUCUGCAGCUGGAGGUGGAUCAGCUUAGAGCUCGACCUGGAGGCUCCUAUUCCAGCCGUUCUUUGCCAGGCAGCGCCUUGGAGCUGAGGUAUUCCCAUGGAGGUGGAUCCCUUCCAACAGGCUCCACCGCUCACCUCGAUCCCUUCGGUAAUGCCUCUGGUGGAGGUGUUGGCAGACGCCACAGGGCCCGCUGGAGCACUGCCCAUGAGGACUCAAGCAAGUACCCAGACUGGGAUAGCGGGGCUCUGCUGGGGACCGGGUACGAGCAGAGCAUGGACGUGGGCUGCUCUGACGACGAAGAGGACGAACAUCGUUUUGAACUGCUUUCUCCCAGCGGACAGAAAGACGUGCAGACCCUGGCCAUCAUGCUGCAGGAACAGCUGGAGGCCAUCAAUAAGGAGAUCAAGUUGAUCCAAGAGGAGAAGGAGAACACAGAGCUGCGAGCGGAGGAAAUCGAAAGCCGGGUCAGCGUGGCGUUGGACAGCCCACCCAUCCCUCCCUCGUCCUUAGGCAGAGACAGCACAGGACGAGGCUUCAUUCCAUCGUCCAUCACGUCCUCCACCCUGGCCUCCCCGUCCCCCCCCAGCUCUGGACACUCCACACCUCGCCUGCCUCACUCCCCAGCCCGGGAGACUGACAGACAGAACAACAAAGAGGACGAUCGAUCCCUCGCUCUCCUCGACUCCACGCCUCCUCCUACUCCUCGUGCGCUGCGAUUGGACAGAAUGAACCUCACCCAUCCGGGUGCGUUGCUCGACGACCCCCGGGAGUUUCGGAGCCUUUCUGCAGAUGGCAGCAGCUCCAACAGCAGCCAAGAUUCUCUCCACAAGUCCAAUAAAAAGAAAAGCAUCAAGUCGUCAAUUGGCCGGCUUUUUGGAAAAAAGGAGAAGGGACGAUUGGGUCAACCUGGUCGAGAUGGAACCCCUUCUCUCGCAUCUACUCCCUCUGAAGACCUCGGAACUGGAGACGCAAUGGGGAUAAACAAGACAGGAACUCUUGGUCCAGCAGAUAAAGACCGUCGCAGCAAAAAGAAACAUGAACUACUGGAAGAAGCCUGUCGCCAAGGACUUCCAUUUGCAUCUUGGGAUGGACCUACUGUUGUUUCUUGGUUAGAGCUGUGGGUGGGCAUGCCAGCGUGGUACGUCGCUGCCUGUCGUGCCAAUGUAAAGAGCGGUGCGAUUAUGGCAAACCUGUCCGACACAGAAAUCCAGAGGGAGAUCGGAAUCAGUAACCCACUCCACCGUCUCAAGCUGCGCCUGGCCAUCCAGGAGAUGGUGUCCCUCACCAGCCCAUCUGCCCCAGCCAGCACACGCUCGUCCACCAGUAAUGUGUGGAUGACCCAUGCAGAGAUGGAGUCUCUGAACGCCGCCACCAAGCCUCCGGAGCUAAAGGAAUUCAGCUGGGAUCAGAUACUGGCCUACGGUGAUAUGAAUCAUGAGUGGGUGGGCAAUGACUGGCUGCCCAGCCUGGGCCUCCCCCAGUACCGCAGCUAUUUCAUGGAGUCCCUAGUGGAUGCUCGCAUGCUGGACCACCUAACCAAGAAGGAGCUGAGAGGACAGCUGAAGAUGGUAGACAGCUUCCACAGGGUGAGUUUGCAUUAUGGCAUCAUGUGCCUAAAGCGCCUGAAUUACGACCGCAAGGAGCUGGAAAGGAGGAGAGAGGACAGCGUCCACCAGAAUAAAGAUGUGAUGGUGUGGUCCAAUGAGCGUGUGAUGUGCUGGGUCCAAAGCAUCGGUCUGAAGGAGUACGCAGACAACCUCCGAGAGAGUGGAGUCCAUGGCGCUCUGCUGGCUUUAGAUGACACUUUUGACUACACUGACCUGGCCCUGCUGCUACAGAUCCCCAAUCAGAACACACAGGCUAGGCAGGUUCUGGAGCAGGAGUACAACUCCCUAAUCUCCAUGGGAACUGAGAGACGACCUGAUGAGGAUGGAACAAAGACGUUUACCCGCUCGCCCUCCUGGAGGAAGAUGUUCAGGGAGAAAGACCUCCGAGGUGUGACCUCCGACUCUGCCGAGACGCUGCCCGCAAAUUUCCGUGCCUCAGCCAUUUCCACCCCCUCCGUUACCCUGAGAAAGGUUCAGAGCGAUGUAGCCAGCUCUGGUGCCCGGGGUGAAUCUGCCUCAGUGAGGACGUACUCCUGUUGAGCUGCUGAGGGCUCCAACUGGUUUGGGACUGAAGGACCCUCUCACUCAUCAAUGAAGAAGGAAGCAAUGACUUUACUAUUUAACCUAAAAGUAAACCUGGCCAUUCUGCAAUAACAGUAGCGAAGGAA
This is a messenger RNA of Cyprinodon tularosa, 4317 nucleotides long. It is a transcript of the gene ppfia3, whose product is annotated as PTPRF interacting protein alpha 3. Gene Ontology annotation, molecular function: protein binding. Gene Ontology annotation, biological process: synapse organization. The record is from RefSeq and is a predicted model, not a curated record. NCBI's taxonomy places the organism in Eukaryota, Metazoa, Chordata, Actinopteri, Cyprinodontiformes, Cyprinodontidae. Gene Ontology annotation, cellular component: presynaptic active zone. The transcript is spliced from 31 exons. The coding region runs from base 500 to 4189 and encodes 1229 amino acids.